Coccidioides immitis RS is the source of this 1660-nucleotide messenger RNA. Its product is annotated as glutamate decarboxylase. The coding region runs from base 92 to 1645 and encodes 517 amino acids. Gene Ontology annotation, molecular function: pyridoxal phosphate binding; glutamate decarboxylase activity. Lineage: Eukaryota; Fungi; Ascomycota; Eurotiomycetes; Onygenales; Onygenaceae. Gene Ontology annotation, biological process: L-glutamate catabolic process. The transcript is spliced from 5 exons. Gene Ontology annotation, cellular component: cytosol. The record is from RefSeq and is a predicted model, not a curated record.
GAAGGAUAACAUUCCAUAGCUGCAUAAAAGCCAUAUUCAUCAUAGUUAUUGUUCUCUUGAAUUGGAAUAGUGCCAAGACACCCACGCAACAAUGGUCCAUCUCGCAGCUGUCCGCAAAAACUCCGAGGUGCUCCCACUACGCAUGGUGAAGCGGGUAGAUACGAUCCCGCUUGAGGAGCCCCAGGAACAUGACUUCUUUUCUAGCGUCUACGGCUCGCGCUUUGCCGCCGAGGACCUGCCCACCCAUGAGAUGCCCGAGAAGGAAAUGCCCCGGGAAGUUGCCUAUCGGAUGAUCAAGGAUGAAUUGAGUCUGGAUGGGAAUCCGAUGUUGAACUUGGCCAGCUUUGUUACGACUUACAUGGAGGAAGAGGCAGAAAGGCUUAUGGCAGAGUCUUUCAGCAAAAACUUUAUCGACUAUGAGGAAUAUCCACAGUCUGCAGAGAUACAGAACCGCUGCGUCAAUAUGAUUGCCCGUCUUUUCAAUGCUCCGGCAUCAGAUGAAUCUGACCAUGCAAUGGGAACCUCAUGCGUCGGCUCUUCUGAGGCCAUUAUGCUCGGCACCCUGGCUAUGAAAAAGCGAUGGCAAAAUAAACGCAAGGCAGAAGGCAAAGAUUACUCGCGUCCCAACAUCAUCAUGAGCAGUGCCGUUCAAGUUUGCUGGGAAAAGGCAGCUAGGUACUUUGAUGUCGAGGAGAAAUUCGUGUACUGCACCAGUGAGAGAUACGUUAUUGAUCCAGAGGAGGCUAUUAGCAUGGUGGACGAGAACACCAUUGGUAUCUGCGCUAUCCUUGGCACCACAUAUACCGGUCAGUACGAGGACAUCAAAGCUCUCAAUGAUAUCAUGAUCGAGAAGGGUAUCGACUGUCCGAUCCAUGUCGAUGCUGCCAGCGGAGGGUUCGUAGCACCUUUCGUUAACCCCAACCUCGAAUGGGAUUUCAGGCUGGAAAAGGUCGUUUCCAUCAACGUUUCUGGGCAUAAAUAUGGACUGGUGUAUCCCGGCGUAGGUUGGGUUGUCUGGCGAUCGCCAGAAUACCUGCCCAAAGAAUUGGUGUUUAACAUCAAUUACCUCGGAGCUAACCAGGCAAGCUUCACUCUUAAUUUCUCCAAAGGAGCAUCACAGGUUAUCGGCCAGUAUUAUCAAAUGAUCCGCCUCGGAAAACGCGGUUACCGCUCUAUCAUGGUCAACCUUACGCGCACAGCCGAUUACCUAGCAAGCGCAUUGAGACAGCUAGGCUUCAUCAUCAUGAGUGACGGUAAAGGCCACGGCUUGCCGCUCGUCGCGUUCCGACUCAAUCCGGAUGACGAGAAUGUCAUGUACGACGAGUUCGCCCUUGCCCAUCAACUGCGUGAACGCGGCUGGGUCGUCCCGGCAUACACCAUGGCACCACACAGUGAGAAGCUGAAGCUCAUGAGAAUUGUUGUCCGCGAAGACUUCAGUAAGAGCCGUUGCGAUAACCUAGUGAAUGAUAUCAAACUUGCGCUGCAGCAAUUAAGCGACAUGGAUAAGAGAACGUUAGAAAAGUUCCAACAGCACAUUCGCCGUCAUGUCACUAAUUCUGGCAGUGCGACGCAUAAUCAUCCUCAGUACCAGGAUGAAGACCACUCGCUUCAGGGGAAGACAGGCAAAACUCAUGCUAUUUGUUAGGUAGCAAAAUGAUUU